GUGACUCACUCACCUGACCUCGUUGCUUGCCACCUUUCACGCCCUCAAGGCCUCAAGACACCUACGUAAACCCACAUCGCAGCCAUCUCUACACCUCAAAACUCUACAUCCACAUCGCACACACAUCCACAACACAACAACAAGACACAACAACAAUGAGCACCCAGCAGCAGCAGAUGUACCAAGCCUCGGAUGGCAAGUGGUACCCAGUGGCCCAGAUGCCGCAGGGCUACCAGCAGCACCAGCAGCAGCCGCAGUACGGUUACGGUGCCCAGCCGCAGAUGCAGUACGGCCAGCAGCAGCCCCAGCAGAUCUACGUCCAGCAGCAGCGUCCCGCGGGCGGCGGAGCGGGUGCCGCAGCCGGCGCAGGCUGUCUCGCCGCAUGCUGUGCCGCCAUGCUCUGUUUCGACCUCGGCGCGUGUCUCUUCUAAGUGGCCAAUCCAGCACAGCGGACGGCCCCGCCCCGCCCCCGUCGCAGAAGUGGCCGUCUCCGUCUCCGUCUCCCACGCGUCUGCCGCUGCGGCUGUGCGACCAGCCCCCUGCCCGCACUGUCGCCUUGCGCGCGCAGUGCCACGCGUGCCACUAUCCUUCACCUCGUGGCACCCAGUCUAAUAGAUCAUCAGGUUGUACUGUUCUCCGUUCUCCCGUCCGUCUUCCGUAGCAUGCACACCGUGGCACCGUCGUGAGGGCGCGCUGCGCAGCGCAGCACGUCCACUGCCUGCCUUCCCUUGGCCCCGCGAUCGCUCGUACCAGACAGACUCUCCAGCCAAGAUCCAGAUCUCGCCUCCACACGCUCCUCGCGUUUGUUGUUGUUGCGAGAAGCACGGCA
Vanrija pseudolonga is the source of this 829-nucleotide messenger RNA. RefSeq lists its product as uncharacterized. The transcript has 4 exons. The coding region runs from base 156 to 431 and encodes 91 amino acids. Lineage: Eukaryota; Fungi; Basidiomycota; Tremellomycetes; Trichosporonales; Trichosporonaceae. The record is from RefSeq and is a predicted model, not a curated record.